Messenger RNA from Lonchura striata (white-rumped munia), 1002 nucleotides. RefSeq names its product CD72 molecule (gene CD72). NCBI's taxonomy places the organism in Eukaryota, Metazoa, Chordata, Aves, Passeriformes, Estrildidae. Gene Ontology annotation, molecular function: transmembrane signaling receptor activity. Gene Ontology annotation, cellular component: plasma membrane. The record is from RefSeq and is a predicted model, not a curated record.
AUGGCCCAGCUUUAUGCUGAUCUGAGGUUUGCCAAAGUGAUGGGAGGCCGGAGCAUGGCCAGCCAGGAGCUGGAGGCAGCCUUUGGCAUGAAUGAGGCAGAAAGCCCCUUCGAGAACAUGCAGCCAGCACUGGCAGGGCAGGAUGAGGAUGGAGCAGAGCCCAACCCAGGGUGCUGCUCUCGUCGGUGGUGCAUCCCUGUGGGUCUGAUGGUGACUUGCCUGCUGCUGGUGGCCACUGUGGCCCUGGGGGCUUGCUACUGGCAGGUCACCCGCAGCCUGCAGGACUCCUCCCGUGAGCACGCGUCCGAGCAGGGCCGCCUGUCACAGGAGCUGAGGGUGCGGGAGCAGAGCCUGGAGCAGACACAACUGGAGCUGGCAUGGGCCAGAGAAGAGCUGCAGCGAGCAUGGCACGAGGGCAACAUCAGCCAGCUGCAGCUGGACAGACUGAACACGGAGCUGCGUCGCGUCACGGCGGUCCUAGGCAGGACAGAGAGGGAGGUGCAGGAGGUGCAGGGGAGGCUCAACAACAGCGAGAGCACAGUGGCCCUCCUGCGCUCCUGCACAGCUAUAGAUUGCUGUCCUUCUGGCUGGCUGCUGUACAGGGGCAAAUGCCUCUUCAUCUCCUCGGAGAAGAAGACUUGGGAAGACAGCAGAGAUGAGUGUGAGAAGACAUAUUCUCAGCUCCUGGUCACCAAAUCCUGGAGUCGCUGGACUGUGCCGACCUUCCUGAAGAAUGCAGAUGUCCCAUACUGGAUUGGGUUGCAGAAGGGCAAUUUUCCUUGGUACGACUAUGGCUGGCUGGAGGAAGAGGACCCAGAGGGUGAGGGGGCCUGGUUCUGGGUGGAUGGCUCCCUUUAUGAAAGGCCAUGGCAGUCAAAAUCAAAUGGAACCUGUGCCAUAAUAAGCCGUGGGAGCAUCAAACCUGCCCAGUGCACUGGUCCCAGUGACCUGCACCUCUGGAUCUGUGAGAAGGCAGCAGGGCCAAGCCUCCCUUUCAUGUGA